UCUCUCACGCUGCCGGAUUGUUGCUGUGUGACUCAGGCUGGUCACCUGGUGAGGUCGGUGAUGGAAAAAGCCGCGGAGGUCACCGCUGAGAAGGGGACGAAGGUAGCUGUAAAGGGCGAAGCGGCCCUCAGACCUGAAUUCAUAACAACCAGAGAAAAAUUUCACGGCUAUAUAGAUUCCGAGGCAAAAGGAGGAAAGGCAGCUGAUAAUGGUGCAGCUGAGGAGACAAAGGAGACGUGUGUGUCGGGGCCUGAGGUGAAAAAGUUUAAGGCCGACCCAGCGGAAAGGGCAAAGGAGGGGUGGCCUGAUGGUAAACGCCUUCGAGGUCAAAAUAAGUCGAGGCCACACAAGAAGCCGACCGCCCAUGAUGAAAAACGACUGUGUCUCUCCAUAAUUCAGGAGAACAGGGAGUGUCCCUUUGGAGACAAAUGCCAAUUUUACCAUGACGUCGCUGAAUACCUGGCCUCUAAGCCGGCUGACAUCGGGGAACGCUGCUACCUCUAUGAUACGUUUGGAAAAUGUUCUUAUGGUCUCUGCUGUCGCUUCGCCAAGGCACACACGUCACCUGACCUUCAAACCAUGGAGAACACAGAGCUAACAAAGGUUCUCGAAGGCAGGAACCCGGUGACAAACAGCUUGAGCAAAGACCUCCAGAUUCGUCUGAGGAAGCGUACUGUGCCCUUCAAAAAGUCAGAAGAGUACCUGGAAGCACUUUCGAACAACCGGGACAAAAAAACAGAACAGCAAGGGAAUGGUGAAGCGUGUGCAACUAAAGUAUCAGCAGAUCCAGCAGGAGGAGAGCAGCACGUCUCUACUGAAGCAGAAACAAAGCUUCAGUCCAGCUCAGAUAAACAGCCUCCAGUGAAGACGGUCGGGCCACUGACUGAUGAAGAUAUCAUCAAGUUGCGCCCAUGUGAAAAGAAACGGGUGGACUUUCGAGACAAGCUCUACCUUGCUCCUCUUACAACUUGUGGAAAUCUGCCUUUCCGCCGUGUGUGCAAGCGUUUUGGUGUAGACAUCACCUGUGGGGAGAUGGCCAUGUGCACAAACCUGCUUCAGGGGCAGCAGUCCGAGUGGGCCCUGCUCAAGAGGCACGAAAGUGAAGAUCUUUUCGGCGUCCAGGUGGAGGGCUCCUUCCCCGACACCAUGACGAGGUGUGCGGAGCUCAUCAACAACAACACUGAUGUCGACUUUGUGGACAUUAACUCUGGAUGCCCCAUCGAUCUCGUCUACAAGAAGGGCGGAGGAUGUGGCUUGAUGAACCGCACCAGGAAGUUUGAACAGAUUAUCAAGGGAAUGAGUUAUGUCCUUGAUGUCCCUUUAACAGUCAAGAUCCGCACGGGAGUUCAGGAGAAGAGCAACAUGGCACACAAACUCAUCCCAGAGAUGAAAGAUUGGGGCGUCUCCAUGAUCACGCUGCAUGGCCGAUCCAGAGAGCAGCGCUACACUAAAGGAGCUGACUGGGACUAUAUCACCACCUGCUCCCAGCUGGCCAGUCCGAUCCCAUUUUUUGGAAAUGGAGACAUUCUGUCCUAUGAAGAUGCCAUGAGGGCAAAAGAGACUGGAGUUUCUGGUAUUAUGAUUGCAAGGGGUGCUCUGAUUAAGCCCUGGAUCUUCACUGAGAUAAAGGAGAGCAGACACUGGGACAUCUCGUCCAGCGAGCGCCUGGACAUCCUCAGAGAUUUCACCAACUUCGGUCUGGAGCACUGGGGCUCUGACACCCGGGGUGUGGAGAAGACCCGCACCUUCAUGUUGGAGUGGCUGUCCUUCCUGUGCAGAUAUAUUCCAGUGGGUCUUUUGGAGCGAGUGCCUCAGAAAAUCAACGAGCGACCUCCGUACUACAUGGGCAGAAACUACCUGGAGUCACUGAUGGCCAGUCAAAACGCUGGGGACUGGAUCAGGAUUAGUGAAAUGCUCCUCGGACCUGUCCCGAACACCUUCAACUUCCUGCCCAAACAUAAAGCCAACUCCUACAAGUGAUUUUCUCUUUGUCUGACAAUCAAAACAUCCAUGUUUUUUUGAAAAUCAUUUCGUUUUAAAUAAUAAAAGACUAUCGAAUU
This is a messenger RNA of Limanda limanda (common dab), 2060 nucleotides long. RefSeq names its product dihydrouridine synthase 3-like (S. cerevisiae) (gene dus3l). NCBI's taxonomy places the organism in Eukaryota, Metazoa, Chordata, Actinopteri, Pleuronectiformes, Pleuronectidae. The record is from RefSeq and is a predicted model, not a curated record. Gene Ontology annotation, biological process: tRNA processing. The transcript is spliced from 16 exons. Gene Ontology annotation, molecular function: RNA binding; flavin adenine dinucleotide binding; tRNA dihydrouridine synthase activity. The coding region runs from base 61 to 1980 and encodes 639 amino acids.